CUUGGUCGCUCUGUGCCUUUAAAAUAGCAUGUCGUAGAGUGUUGAGAAAGUUAGGUGCCCCUAACUCUCUUCCCUACAAAUAAAGUGCCCUGUUGAAAGGUUCUUCGAGACCUCGAUCCCGAUAAACAUCGAAGUGAGAGGUCUCCACUUCUUCUUUUUUUUUUGGCUCCAUUAGUAAACAGCAAAGGCUCUUUCCACAAGAAGAUGUCAAGAUAUCUGAAGCAGUACGAGAAGGAGCACAUGAAGAUGGCCAUGCUGAAGCAAGAAGAGACAUUCAAACAGCAGGUACAAGAACUGCACCGGCUGUACCGGGUUCAGAAGCUACUGAUGACGGACGCAGCAAACACAAUGCCCGCCAUCAGAUGCAACCUUGAAGACGAGAGGCGUGCCACGGAGAACGACGCAGGCUCAAGCAAAUCAUGGGACGCCUACUCAGAGCAGACGAAGGCCGCUCCCCUUGUUCUUCAAGACAGCGAGCUAGAGUUGAAGCUGGCUCUAGGAUGUUUCGGAACGGCGGAAAAGACGGCGGCAAAGAAGGAGACGUCGUCUAGCGUGGAUUCCAGGACGAGCAUUUCGUCGUCGUCGAUGGAGUCCGGUAGCCCCGACUCCAGGGUCCUGCCUCCUCCAUCUCUGAUCGGGUCGGCGGGGGCGAAGCCUAGCGCUAGUGUUGGGCAGCAUCUGGAGCAGGAAGGGCUCCAGCAGCCUCCUUGGCUACACAAGUGCCUGAAUUUGGCACGAUAGGAUUAGUUCCGUGUCUCACACUGUAUUCGCUGUAUCCACCCUUCUGUUUCUCUUGUCCACUAAAAAACUUACGUCGCUCUCCUCUUCUCUGU
Phragmites australis (common reed) is the source of this 833-nucleotide messenger RNA. RefSeq lists its product as uncharacterized. The record is from RefSeq and is a predicted model, not a curated record. Lineage: Eukaryota; Viridiplantae; Streptophyta; Magnoliopsida; Poales; Poaceae. The transcript is spliced from 3 exons. The coding region runs from base 205 to 741 and encodes 178 amino acids.